Molecule: messenger RNA, 1167 nt
Organism: Alternaria alternata
Lineage: Eukaryota; Fungi; Ascomycota; Dothideomycetes; Pleosporales; Pleosporaceae
Exons: 2
Coding region: 157-954 (265 amino acids)
Source: RefSeq, a predicted model, not a curated record
AUUGUCGCCGAGCCAUUACGAUCUGCCCAGCUCCCUACCAUCUUGACUCCCGCAUUAUGACAUCCCGUACGAUGAAGAUUUCAAUGGCGCAUAAUGUAGCCUUACGAAAGAUAGCAUACUCACCUUUAACAGGGCAAGCGCGCUUUCAUCAAGGACAUGGCCCAAUACUGGAUUCCCCCCGCAGGCAAGCCCGCUACCAUCGCCCCGUCUCUAUCCAACUAUCGACGCGGCGUAGGAACAGACACCACGCAGCUUUCGCCUGUCACUACUCGUAAUGAACAUCUCGGACCUCCUUACCCAUACGACACUCAAGGCGAACCCAACAACCCCACGGUUAUUCCUGCGGAUCUGUUGGCAACCUACCACUUCACAUUUCUGAUCCGUCACCCCAAAUUCUCCAUUCCAUCGUACUACCGCUGCACCAUUCCUCCGCUGGACAAGAUGACAGGCUUUUACAACUUCCGUCCUGACGAAGCUGGCUACGAAGAGCUCCGUCGCCUGUUCGACUACCUGCGGUCUGAGGGCCAGAUCGGUCCCAAGUUCGCGGGUCAGAAGCAGCACGACUCCAAUGAGCAGACAAACGGCCACACUGGCGGUGUUGAGAUCUGCGUCAUCGAUGCAGACGAUUUGCUGGACAACCCAUCUGGCAUGGUUGAAGCAUUCUGCAAAACCACGGGAAUCGAAUGGGACCCAGACAUGCUCGUAUGGGACACAGAGAAGGACCAAGGUAUUGCCAAGGAGGCGUUUGAGAAAUGGAAGGGUUUCCAUGAGGAUGCUUUGGACAGUGAUCGCUUGAGGGCGCGGACACAUAAGAAGGAACCUAAGUCAGACGAGCAGCUUUUCGCUGAGUGGAAGGAGAAGUACGGUGAAGAGGGCGCGAAGCAAAUCCGGGACACCGUUGCUGCUAAUGUUGAGCAUUACGAGUACCUCAAGCAGUUUGCUAUCAAGCUGUAGAUAUUUUUUCAAAGUCAGGAGUUGAGUACGACUGUUACAUGUGUUCGAUCACUACCAAAAAGAGAUGGCAGAUGGCAGAUGGCAGAGCAGACAGCAUGCAAUAUGCUAGAGGAGCAACAACGAAUUUUCUUAGCAUAUUUAAUUUGAAAAUGAUAUGAAUGUGUCAUCUGUCCAAUGAGACACACCUCAUUAUCAUUCCUCUACUGCAAUUAC